UGGGAAGCUGUGGCCGUAACUCAGCUCUCGGAACAGAUGCAUCCCACCCAGAAAAACAAGAUCUAUUAUAAAGUUAUUAAAAACAUCGAACCGGGGGAAGAGCUGUUGGUGUAUAUGAAGGAGGGAGCCUAUCCCCUGGGAACCAUGCCAGCCACUCUUGAAGAGGAGCAUCCGUUCCGCUGCGAGGAAUGCGACGAGCUCUUCCAGUCAAAGUUGGACCUGCGGCGGCACAAGAAAUACUCCUGCAGCUCCGUGGGUGCUCUUUACGAGACCCUGAGUGAGGAGAUCAAGCAGGAAGGCCUCAGUGAUGGGCAGGUGCAUGAAUGCAAAGACUGCGAGAGAAUGUUUCCCAACAAAUACAGCUUGGAGCAGCACAUGAUCAUCCAUACGGAGGAGCGCGAGUACAAGUGUGACCAGUGUCCCAAGGCUUUCAACUGGAAAUCCAACCUGAUCCGUCACCAGAUGUCCCAUGACAGUGGCAAGCGAUUUGAAUGUGAAAACUGUGUGAAGGUGUUUACCGACCCCAGCAACCUCCAGCGCCACAUCCGCUCCCAGCACGUGGGCGCCCGGGCCCACGCCUGCCCCGACUGUGGGAAAACUUUCGCCACCUCGUCCGGCCUGAAGCAGCACAAGCACAUCCACAGCACCGUCAAACCUUUCAUAUGUGAGGUCUGCCACAAGUCCUACACGCAGUUCUCCAACCUGUGCCGCCACAAGCGGAUGCACGCGGACUGCCGCACCCAGAUCAAGUGCAAGGACUGCGGCCAGAUGUUCAGCACUACCUCCUCUCUCAACAAGCACCGGCGCUUCUGCGAGGGCAAGAACCAUUACAACCCCGGCGGCAUCUUCGCCCCCGGCCUACCUUUGACCCCGAGCUCCAUGAUAGACAAGGCCAAGCCCACCCCCAACCUCAACCACGCGGGCCUGGGCUUCAACGAUUACUUCCCCUCCAGGCCACCCCCGGGAGGCCUGCCAUUCUCCCCCGCCCCUCCGGCAUUCCCCACCCUCACCCCGGGCUUCCCUGGCAUCUUUCCCCCAUCCCUUUACCCGCGGCCCCCUUUGCUCCCACCCACGCCACUCCUCAAGAGCCCCCUGAACCACCCCCCGGAUGCCAAGCUCCCCAGCCCCCUGCGGAAUCCUGCCCUGCCGCUCAUCUCGGCCGUGGGUGCCGGCGGCGGCAACAGCAGCAGCCAGACCCUGGCGGCAGCCGCUGAAGAGGCCUUUGAGGGACCAGCAGCGGAGAACUCGUUCGGGGAGAAGCUCAAGGCGCGGAGGCCCAGCGAUGCCUCAGAUGGCAGCGACUUCGAGGACGUCAACACCACGACGGGCACGGACCUGGACACCACCACCGGUUCGGACCUGGACAGUGACAUAGACAGUGAUCGGGACAAGGCCAAGGACAAGGGCCGACCAACCGGAAGCCAGCCCGACUUCAGCGGGGGCGGUGGGGGCAGCGGCGGAGGUGGCAGUGCCAACGUGACACCCGGCGGUGGGGCCGAGCUGCCCCUCUUCUACUCCCAGCACGCCUUCUUCCCCCCACCCGAGGAGCACCUGCUCCCCACCUCGGGUGCGGCCAGCGACUCCAUCAAGGCCAUUGCCUCCAUUGCCGAGAAGUACUUUGGCCCCGGCUUCAUGGGCAUGCAGGAGAAGAAGAUGGGCUCCCUCCCUUACCACUCCAUGUUCCCUUUCCAGCUCCUCCCCAACUUCCCCCACUCGCUCUACCCCUUCACGGACCGAGCCCUGGGCCACAACCUGCUGGUCAAGGCCGAAUCCAAGCUGCCCCAGGACCUCCCCAAGGUGGGUCAGACAGCUGGCGCUGCCGAGUCCCCCUUCGACCUCACCACCAAGCCCAAAGAGGUGAAGUCCGCGCUGCCCGUCCCCAAGCCCCUCCCCACCCCGGCGCCUGGAGAGGAGCAGCCCCUCGAUCUCAGCAUCGGGAACCGGGUCCGGGCCAGCCAGAAUGGGGGGCGGGAGCCCCGGAAAAACCACAUCUAUGGGGAGAGGAAGUUCGCAGCCAGUGACGUCCUACCUAAGAUCUCUCAGGUCCAGCCCCCCCAGCAGCCGGCCCUGCACUAUGCCAAGCCGUCACCCUUCUUCAUGGACCCAAUAUACAGCAGGGUGGAGAAGCGGAAGGUGGCAGACCCUGCCGGGGCCCUCAAGGAGAAGUACCUGAGACCCUCCCCGCUGCUGUUCCAUCCCCAGAUGUCAGCGAUAGAAACCAUGACAGAGAAGCUGGAGAGCUUUGCAGCCCUAAAAGCGGAUACAGGCAGCGCCCUGCAGCCUCUCCCACACCAUCCCUUCAAUUUCAGAACCCCGCCCCCGACGCUGUCUGACCCCAUCCUCCGGAAAGGCAAGGAACGCUAUACUUGCAGGUACUGUGGUAAGAUCUUCCCUCGAUCAGCAAAUCUCACCAGACACCUCCGAACGCAUACAGGAGAGCAGCCGUACAGGUGUAAAUACUGUGACCGGUCGUUCAGCAUCUCCUCCAACCUCCAGCGGCACGUCCGGAACAUCCACAACAAGGAGAAGCCAUUCAAAUGCCACCUGUGUAAUCGAUGUUUCGGGCAGCAGACCAACCUGGACCGACACCUGAAGAAGCAUGAGCAUGAGAAUGUCCCAGUGAGCCAGCACUCCGGAGUCAUCCCAAAUCAUCUUGGCAUCAGCGUAUCCUCCCCGAACUCGGAAUCUGACAACCAUGCACUUUUAGAUGAGAAAGAGGACUCGUAUUUCUCUGAAAUCAGAAACUUUAUUGCAAAUAGCGAGAUGAAUCAAGCAGCAACUCUAACAGAUAAAAGGCCAGAAAUUCAGGACAUCGAUAGCAGCUCGCAGUGUCACGGGUUACUGAAUGAGAAGUCAGAGGACGUGGAUGAGGAAGAAGAGGAGCUGGAGGAGGAGGAUGAUGACAGUCUGACGGGGAAGUCUCAGGAUGAAACGGUGUCCCCCACCACGGAGCCCCAGGGGACAUACGAGGAUGAGGAAGAUGAGGAGCCCACGUCGCUGACCAUGAGCUUUGACCACACCCGAAGGUGUAUGGAGGAGGAGGACGAAGCCGGCCUAUUAGAUUUGGAGCAGAUGCCGAAUUUUGGGAAGGGGCUGGAUCUCCGCAAAGCAGCCGAGGAAGCAUUUGAAGUUAAAGAUGUGUUUAAUUCCACCUUAGACUCUGAGGCAAUUAAACAGACUCUUUACAGGCAGGCUAAAAACCAGGCUUAUGCAAUGAUGAUAUCCCUCUCUGAGGCUGCUCCUCUUCACGCUUCCUCCCAGAACUCCCUGGACGCUUGGUUGAACAUGGCAGGAGCGGCUUCAGAGUCUGGGGCCUUCAACCCCAUCAACCACCUCUGAGAGGUCCAGGAGGCGGCCCUAGGCCAGAGACAGAU
Molecule: messenger RNA, 3374 nt
Organism: Tachyglossus aculeatus (Australian echidna)
Lineage: Eukaryota; Metazoa; Chordata; Mammalia; Monotremata; Tachyglossidae
Gene: PRDM16
Product: PR/SET domain 16
Exons: 14
Coding region: 37-3339 (1100 amino acids)
Cellular component (GO): nucleus
Source: RefSeq, a predicted model, not a curated record